AUGGACGCGUUCGUCCUUGUGGCGAGCGAGCCAAGGACAGGGGAGGGCGGAGAUCACCCGUCGUCCUGGUGGCUGUUGGGGACAAGAACCUUGGGCGACAGGCGGGAGGAGCUCGCCGCGCCGCCGGAAGAAGAGAUGGUGGUCGCCUAUCGAACGCCGCCGCCGCCGCUCUUCCCCCUCACCUCUACAUCCCCUCCCUCCGCUCCUGCUGUCCUGCACCAGAACGACCGCCGCGGCCAUGGCCUCACGAAGGACAGAGGCGGUGCCCCCAAGUACCAGUGCGUCGCGGCGGCUCGUUCGCCGGCGCGCGCGUGCACUGACCUUGGCAUUCGCCGCUCCCUGAUCCGGGACGCCGACAUCCGGCAUCCGCAGAGCAACAGGCAGGAGGAGGGGCGAGGCGUCCUAGCUCUAGUCCCGUUGGUCCAGCAGCUUCUCCCUCACAUCCCUUGCAGCUACCUUGGAGCCUUGGAGGGGCAACAGUUUCCAGACAGAAAGAUUGAGUGGGAGGAGCUGUGCUGCGUGCUGAUGGUUGGUGAACAUGUUCCACAUGUCCUGCUGCUCAGGCAUUUCGGCUGCCUGGGACCUAGAAGACGACCCAUGCCUGAUGCUGCUACAUGUCUUAUUAAGUGCAGUUUUGCCAUAGUGAGGUAUGAUCGUUUUUAUUUAAUAUUUUGAUGUGAUGUGAUGGUGUUUUGCAUCAUUGGUUAUUUGUUGCGCUUGAUUUCAUAUUAAGAGGCAUAAAGAAGCUGUUUUUUCACGUGGUUCCUAUCAAUUUGAUCUUCUGAAUAUGUUUUGGAUCUUAAAAUAUCAGUGGCCUUUGCUAUUAUACACCAGCACAUACUUUGUAUGUAAUUUUAGUCUU
This is a messenger RNA of Lolium rigidum, 862 nucleotides long. RefSeq lists its product as uncharacterized. The transcript has 5 exons. The coding region runs from base 1 to 675 and encodes 224 amino acids. NCBI's taxonomy places the organism in Eukaryota, Viridiplantae, Streptophyta, Magnoliopsida, Poales, Poaceae. The record is from RefSeq and is a predicted model, not a curated record.